Messenger RNA from Striga hermonthica, 666 nucleotides. Lineage: Eukaryota; Viridiplantae; Streptophyta; Magnoliopsida; Lamiales; Orobanchaceae. The record is from the annotation of a GenBank genome assembly.
AUGAUCUCGACAAGCAAAAUAUUGCUUAAAGGAGCUACGAUCUGUGCCCCCAACAUUCUCAAUUUUACGUUCAUUGCCUGUAUUCCUCAGGCGCUGCCCACAUUCUCUUUCACGACCACUACUUCCAAGGAGUGGGAUUCAAAUGUAUUCCUAUCUUCUUUGUGUGAGAAAGAUCCCGAUUUCGACGUCAAUUGGUGGUUCCUUGAGGUGAGACGAUUGCUCGAGGCACUAAGUGAGUCUCGGAUUUCUCUGUUUUUGUAUAUGGACGGAGGCCCUCAGGAUGUGCCGUGUAGUAGUGCUUUUCUAGAUCACGAGCCGCCUGUGGUGGUGCGGUACAUGAGUUUUACUACUUUUAAAUGCCGCACGGCAUCUUGGUACUUGGGGUUUACGAAUGGCUUACUUCGUGUUUGUCGACCAAGUCAUGUAUUGGGUUGUAGGCUCGUGAGCGGGUCUGCCAGGAAGUACAGGCUCUCAGAGUUUCAGUUAAACAUGUUGCUUGCAAAAAAGAACGUCAGGACCGAGCCCUACUUUUGGCAGCACGAUUUGGAGCAAGUUCACGUGGAUGGGCAGCUCGUGCAGUGGACAGACCAGUCGGAAUUGCGAAACAGGACGUAUGACGGGGUAAUAUGGCUUCGUUUGAAAUGGAGAGCUCAGACAACGGCAUAA